Ziziphus jujuba (common jujube) is the source of this 2253-nucleotide messenger RNA. Its product is annotated as sodium/hydrogen exchanger 6. The record is from RefSeq and is a predicted model, not a curated record. Gene Ontology annotation, biological process: sodium ion transport; proton transmembrane transport; regulation of pH. Gene Ontology annotation, cellular component: membrane; endosome. Gene Ontology annotation, molecular function: sodium:proton antiporter activity. The transcript is spliced from 22 exons. Bases 229 to 1854 code for a protein of 541 amino acids. Lineage: Eukaryota; Viridiplantae; Streptophyta; Magnoliopsida; Rosales; Rhamnaceae.
UAAGCAGAGGAAAAAGGUAAUAGUUGGAGAGGAGAAGAAGACUCGGAAGAAUAAGAAGACAAAAUAAAAUUUAAAAAAUUUGAAAAAAAAAAAAACACAAAAACAAAAGGGGCUAACGAAAAAUCGUCGCCGAGGACUUGAGGAGGGAAAAAAGAAAAGGCGAAUCGUUGGGGGGGAGGGGGUCUUCUUUGGUUUCUUCGUGAGUCCAUUGUCUCCAAAGUCCAAAAAAUGGGAAUGGAGGAUGGACAACUUCUCGCCAUGCAGAUUUCGCCGGCGAAUCAAAACGGCAGCGUCAGUCCUCCUCCGGCUCCGGGGAAGGAACAGCAAGCCGCCGGUGUCGGAAUCCUUCUUCAGAUCAUGAUGCUUGUUCUCUCUUUCGUUCUAGGUCAUGUCCUUCGCCGUCACAAAUUCUACUAUCUUCCUGAAGCCAGUGCUUCUCUUUUGAUAGGUUUAAUUGUUGGUGUACUUGCUAACAUCUCAGAUACUGAAACUAGUAUCAGGGCGUGGUUCAAUUUUCACGAGGAAUUUUUCUUCCUCUUCCUCUUACCUCCCAUCAUAUUUCAGUCGGGGUUCAGUCUUUCACCUAAACCCUUCUUCUCAAACUUUGGAGCCAUUGUCACCUUUGCUAUCCUAGGCACCUUUAUAGCUUCAAUUGUCACUGGUAUUUUGGUCUACCUUGGUGGUCUGGUCUUCCUCAUGUACAGGCUUCCAUUUGUGGAGUGUCUGAUGUUCGGUUCUCUUAUUUCGGCCACUGAUCCUGUCACUGUUUUGUCCAUAUUUCAGGAACUUGGUACAGAUAUGAACCUUUAUGCCUUGGUGUUCGGAGAGUCUGUGUUGAAUGAUGCGAUGGCAAUUUCCUUGUACAGGACAAUGUCCAUGGUAAGAAGUCAUGCAUCAGGACAAAAUUUCUUCAUGGUGAUUGUCAGGUUUCUGGAGACCUUUGCGGGUUCAAUGUCAGCAGGUGUUGGAGUUGGAUUUAUCUCUGCUUUACUUUUUAAGUAUGCAGGAUUAGAUAUUGACAAUCUUCAGAACUUGGAGUGUUGUCUUUUUGUUCUUUUUCCAUAUUUCUCGUACAUGCUUGCUGAAGGCCUUGGCCUCUCGGGUAUAGUGUCAAUAUUAUUCACAGGAAUUGUCAUGAAGCACUACACAUUUUCAAAUUUGUCAGAAAGUUCUCAGCAGUUUGCAUCUGCCUUUUUCCACUUGUUAUCAUCACUAGCUGAGACAUUUGUAUUUAUAUACAUGGGCUUUGAUAUUGCCAUGGAACAACAUAGCUGGUCACAUGUUGGAUUCAUUUUUUUCUCAAUUAUAUUUAUUAUAGUUGCAAGGGCAGCAAAUGUCUUUUCAUGUGGGUAUUUGGUUAAUUUGGUUCGACCUGCAAAUAGACAAAUACCGUUAAAACAUCUGAAAGCACUUUGGUACAGUGGACUUCGAGGGGCUAUGGCUUUUGCGCUUGCUCUUCAAUCAGUUCAUGAUCUUCCGGAUGGGCAUGGCCAGACUAUAUUCACUGCUACUACUGCAAUAGUCGUUCUGACGGUAUUACUGAUUGGAGGUUCAACAGGUACAAUGCUUGAAGCUUUAGAAGUUGUAGGUGAUGGCCAUGUUGGUCCAGUAGGUGAAAGUUUUGAAGUGAACAAUCGUUAUAUUGCUCCUUCUUAUGAUGAUGAUGAGGAAUCAUCGUCAGGGAGCAGGAUAAAGAUGAAACUUAAAGAGUUCCACAAAAGCGCUGCAUCUUUUACAGCAUUAGAUCGGAACUACCUUACUCCAUUCUUUACAAGUCAAAAUGGAGAUGAAGAUGAUGAGAAUGAGGUGCAGAUACCAAUUACUAGAAGGGGGAGUUUCCAUGGUCGUGGAUAGCAUCUACUGUGACUCCACUCUUCAACACUCUUGUCAGUUGCAAGUGUUCUUUCAGGUUGAUAUUUAGUUGAGAAACGCAAAUGAUGGGAGAGAGUGGACUUGUAUAUACAUAUAACCUACGGACUUGAUGAUGCCGCAGGAAUAGCUGGUAGGUGGUGGCACAACAACAUACAUGAUAUUGUUUUUCAGCUUAUAUAGGAAUAUUAAUAUGACCAACAGAGGAGGAUGAUUGGAUUGGAGAAUAUUUUGGUCUGCAGCACCGUCCGGCAUAUAUUCUCAAGUUUUCCAAUCAUAUCGAUUAUAAACACGCCUGAUCCGUUCAAAUAGAAUUUGUAAAUAAUGGGUUGUACCUACUUUACCAAAAUUUGCAAAAUUUAUUACUUUUUCAGGUUUUCUUUC